AUGAGGUGGAACUGCAGGGGAUCCUUUGAGAAGUUGUUGGCAGGGGAGAGCGGAAUCGGGUUGAUGGACUGGUUCUAUGCGUCCAAGUUUCCGACUCGAUUUGGUUUUACGGUGGAUGGGUAUAUUGAUCGUAAGAAUGACCAAAGGCUUGAUGAUUGUCUUCACUAUUGCAUUGUUGCUGGUAAAAAGGUUCUUGAAGAUGUUGAUAUUGGUGGUGAUAAAUGUUCUAAGGUUUGUUGUUCUAUUGAAUUUCAAUCGUUUUUCAUGCUUGGAUCUGGUUGCUAUUAG
Lactuca virosa is the source of this 288-nucleotide messenger RNA. Lineage: Eukaryota; Viridiplantae; Streptophyta; Magnoliopsida; Asterales; Asteraceae. The record is from the annotation of a GenBank genome assembly.